AAAGAAAGAAAGAAAGAAAGAAAAAAGAAAGAGGGAAAGAGAAAGAGAAAGAGAAAGAGAGAGUCUUCAGCGAGAGAACGGAGCGACCCGUGUGAUAACUAGGAGUUAAGUCAGUUAAGAUGAAGGAUAAACAAACCAAGUGACGUGUGGCGAGACCUGGCGAGACGCAAGGUGGUGUUCGGAAAGGUAGGUAAAGGAUUAAUUCGUCAUGGCCUUCCCACCACUCGUCAGCUCUACUCCCCCGCCUCUCGACAACGUCGGUGACUACGACGACGACGAAUUCGGAGAUUUCACAGCUGGAGGCAUUGACGGCCUUUCCGUCGCCUCGGAUUCACCGGCAAAGCGAGUGACCCCAACGGCGACACCGAUACCUUCCCAAACUGUGUCUCCAAAGCUGAACGGGUUUCCCGCGGCGAAAGUGAAGCACGGCGCAGAGCUUCGUUUGGAAGAUGAGGUCUUCACCGUGAAUGAAAGUGCCGAUAUUGCGGCGGCAAAUGAUUUGGGCGCAAAGAAUGGGAGACUCGGCGAGAGCAGUGAGAAUUCUAGGGGCGAAGUAGGAGGGAAUGAUGAUAUCGGCGUCUUUGGCAACGGAAGCAACGUUGUUCCACGGACAAUCGACAAGAGCAAUGCUGAUCUCACAAGAAAUGAGUCGACUGAUAGCUGCGAGAGCAACUUGGUCGAUAGCCUAAAGACUGGCAGUGAGAGGGAUGAUUUGUCAAAUAAUUUAGAAAUCAGUGAGGAUGUCGAACCUCUCAGUCUUGACCUUGGUGAUCUGAGGUGUCAUUCCGAAGUCGCACAAAAGAUGGACGACGCUUUUUACAGGUACAGCAACUCCAAGGAUCCCUCGCUGCCUCAAAAUCUUGCUAAGGGUAAUCUAAUCACGGUAUACAAUCCACCUGGUCUUAAAGAAGACAUUGAAAAAUUAGAAGAACAUCCCCAAGUUGUUUGUAACGAGAAAACUGGUUAUAGGGAGGAUAAUUUUACUCAAUUUAUUUCGUCCGAUGAACUCCCUAGGGAAGAGAACGACUCAGAUCCCGUAUUUGAACCUAGUUUGGCCCUUUUCUCUGUAGAUACAAGUGCUGUAGCUAUUGACGAGGAUGAACAGCUUGAGGUUAGAUUUGGUGUUGAAAGUUUAGAGACUGAGGAAGACAGAAACGGCAAAGAGUCGAGGGUCGGUGAUUCGAUGGCGAAUUUAUAUGCUGAGGAAAACGAGAGUGGUGUAUUAGAGGGUAGCAUAUCUGAGUCACCAUUGCCAAGCAAUGAAAUUAUGGAGAAAAAUCAUCAGAGCUUUGACGAAGUUUCUACUUUUGCCGGGUAUUCUCAUUCUGAGGAUAGAAUACCACAAUACCAAGAUAAUUCAGUGAAUGAAAACAAGCGGCAAAAUUUGGAGAGAAACGAGGAUCAUUUCAAGUCUGUUCUUGGAUCGAGAGAUGUGGAAACAACCCGGGAAGUCAAGGCGGAUGUGCAGCUAGUCAGUAGUAAUCAGGGAGACGAUGAUUUUGGGGAUUUUGACGACUUUGCGGACUUUUCAAGUGCCCCUGUACCCGCAACGGUGACUGAAGUUCCUGAGCGGAGUUCGGCCGUGGAAAAUCAGCCCGAGGACGCAAAGUUCGAGGAUUUCGGGGACUUUGAAAACUUUGGCGAGUUCAAGUCUCCGCCGGCUGAAUUCCAAACGCCUGAUAUUGGUUUCCGGGAAUCGAUUGCCAAAAUUGAGAAUAAAAAUGCGGCGAACAAAAUAGAAGAUAUAAUUACAAACAUGUUUCCUAUCGUGCCGAAAAUCGAGGAUACGGAAUUGAAUGGUCUCAUUCAAAAGUCUGACAAGGUUUGGCAGAGUGUAAAGAGCAUCGAGGAGACCAGCGCUCUUGCUUAUCACUGGUCGAAUAGCGCUAGCAAUAAUGUUCUGCUCAGUGCGCUCGGCAUUGACUCAAGGAACAUACUCUUUGGCCCAAGAUGGAACCACAACAUUCCAAGAUUUGCUGCCAAUCUGGGCUUCACGCCAUUGGAGCCCGUAAAAGCUUCUAGCGAUGUGCAGCAGCCGUCGUCAUCGUCGAAUGGAAAGCCGCAGAGUUCACCGACCUCGGAAGAAGUUCCUGCCGCCCAGUUUGAUUGGAACAGUUCCGGCCUGGUGAAUCCACUGGAUGCAAGCAGAGGGCUGUCUGCCCUUCUCCCACUGGAUUUAUUGUGCCCUUUUGAUCCCCUCCUGACGCCUCACUGCUCUAUACACUCCGAAUCCUAUCACCGUCACGCCGCUUGUACCAGGAGCUCCAUAUACUACUAUGGAACAGAUCAGCCGACGGUGCAGAAAACGAGUCAACAUCAUUCCUCUGAUCCUUUCCACAGUCCUUUGAAGCCGUCUAAGUUGCUUCAGCAAGCUAAAAUAAUUGAACCCUUGCCCGGACCGAGCCUCGCCGACUGGAGCAGAAGAAUGGAAGCUGAUAACGGUUCAAGGGCGAAGCAGGGAACACAAAAGCCUUCGGGACGAACAUCCGCACAGAUCCCCGCCAAGUCGUUGUUAGGUCGAAACAAUUUGUUGCCAGGAAGUAGGAACGAGUCGAUAGGACAAGGAGAAUCUAGCAAGGUAGAAUCAUGUAAAUUAGAAAAUAGUAGAAAAUCAUUGGCGAAUCAAAGAGACAACGCAGUUCAGCUGGAGCAUAUCGUCACGGAUAGGUUCGGCAGGCCUAUGACCGUUAGGCAAGAGACUGUUAAAGUGUUGAAACAGCUGCCCGACCUGUCGUUCCUCAGUGCUAGAACGUUGAUGUAUAAUCCGGAGCAAAAGCAAAUCGUACAGGAUCUCGGUGCUAUGAUUAAUCGAAAAAUGCCCGGCUGAGUAACGUCGGUCUGAACGAUAGUUUGAAAGGAAAAUUGGAUAAGUAAUUGUCAACACGAAAAUAAAAAUAAACCAAAAACAAACAGAAACACGUGCGAUUGACAAGGAAUUCGCGAAUAUGGGUAAAUAUUCACAAUGCAUUUGCCAUCAAUCGAUAGAAGAGGAAAAAGUGUAUACGCUCCUGAUAUAUCCUUUCAAACUUGCGUUCAGACCAAAUAAAAAGAUUUAAGAAGUGAAGAAAAAAAUAACACAAAACACACAUACCUAUGGUUCUCGUUUCGUUCUUCCCUAUUACCUAUAUGUAAAUGAAUGAUAAAGGAAAAAAAAAUUUCGGUAUAAAUACUAUAAAAAUAUAGAUGAACCGUGCUGCGCAAAAUCAUGGGAAAUAUUCCAAGACAUUCCGAUUUAAAAAAAAAAUAUCUACUCCGUUUUUUUAAUUCCUGUGAUCUUGACCUAUUGUUUUAAUAACGUCGGUAUUGAUAAUAAUAAUAAUAAUAAUAAUAGUAAUUCGCCAUCAAUCCUACCUUGUUUACUGGUUCGAGCGAAAUUAAACACGAGAAUUUAAUUUUGCCCUUAAUUCAUACCACAUGUUUGUUGCGUAUCAAGUAUUUUAAAGUUAUAUCAUGUACACUUUGUAGCGUGAUGAGGCGUGUUGAACGUGCUGCGAAUCAUGAAUCAUAUGAAUUGUUACUUGAGUUAUUUCGACAGCUCAAACUCGUCAGCUGUUCCAGUACUAAUUUCUAGCCGUCAAUAGAUAGGAAGAUGUAGAAGUUAUCAAGUUGAUACAUGAAUUUUUAGAUGUUUUAAUCUUAAUCAAAGAUAUCAUAGCCAUUGCCUAGUCUCUACAAUUUUUUUCUUUAUUUCUGUUUUCUAGUUCCGUGGUAAUUUCUUUCCAACAUAUCGAAUACUCUUAUGCCUCAUUUUUGUCGUUGUAACUGCUACUGAUGCAAUUAAAAAUUAGAUAGCAGUUCUCCAACGUCAGUUUGUAAAAAAAAAAAAAAAAUCAAACAAAUCUAAGCAUAAUAACAUCGUAAAAUAAACAUUCGGAAUAAAUUUAAUAUCUUGCAUUGUUUAAAUAAAGUUGAAAUCAAUAAUACUGCUCUUCUUUGUACAGAUAUGGUUAGAGCAUGAUAAACAUAUGGCUAAGAAUUUGCAAGUCAAUUAAAUUUUAUAUUGACUAGACGACUAUUUGUUAGUAACGGUUGAUCUUGAAUCAAGGAAAAAAGUUACGCCAACAAACAGCAACAAUUGAUAAAAUAUUAGGAUUUCACAUCAUCGUGUAGCUUGAGGUUUUAUACAAAGCAACUGGAAGUUAUAAUAAUGUACUUAAAGAAAUAGUAAUAAUAGUAACAACAUCAUUCGAUUGAAGUUAGUUACAUUAACUGAAUACCUAUUAAACAUAGGAAUAUAAUCAUUAUUGAAGUUAUUCUUUAUUUAUUAACACAUAUUGUAAUAUAUAUUUUAUGUAAAAUAUUGUGGAUACAUUAUAAUUAUUAAUACAUAAAAGUAAA
This is a messenger RNA of Neodiprion fabricii, 4338 nucleotides long. RefSeq names its product aftiphilin (gene Afti). Gene Ontology annotation, cellular component: AP-1 adaptor complex; trans-Golgi network membrane. The transcript is spliced from 8 exons. Gene Ontology annotation, molecular function: clathrin binding. Gene Ontology annotation, biological process: intracellular transport. NCBI's taxonomy places the organism in Eukaryota, Metazoa, Arthropoda, Insecta, Hymenoptera, Diprionidae. The record is from RefSeq and is a predicted model, not a curated record. Bases 209 to 2827 code for a protein of 872 amino acids.